UCGGAAGGGGGCCUCGGUCCUGGCUCAGCCAGUUCCACACAGUGCAGUCGAGUUAGGUAGUUGUAGUACCCUUCGCAAGUUUCGGUUCCAGUUUUAGUUCGAGCUCGGCCGUCAUCGAAGAGCGACCGCUGCAGCUGCUGAAGGCUCUUGUUUUGAAAACGCGCUCGCACCUUCAACAUGGAUCAUCAACAACAUCUUCGGUUUCCGCGCGUUUUUCGGACCGUCGCUGCUCUCCUGCUGCUGGUGUCCACCCUCUGCGUAGAGGCGACAACCCUGAGGACCUGCGAACCAAUACGGAUAAAUAUGUGCCGAGGUCUAGGCUACAACAUGACGGGAAUGCCAAACCUCGGUGGAAACGAGCUUCAGCAGGAAGCAGAAUACUAUCUGACUACGUUUACUCCUCUCAUCCAGUACGGAUGUAGCUCUCAUCUGAAGCUCUUCCUCUGCUCUGUUUACGUUCCGAUGUGUACGGAGAAGGUGGCCAAACCUAUUGGACCGUGUCGCGGGCUCUGCGAGAGUGUCCGCUCCAGGUGCUACCCGGUGCUGCAUGGCUUCGGCUUCCCUUGGCCGGACGCCCUCAACUGCUCGCAUUUCCCUGAAGAGAACAACCAUGUCCAUAUGUGCAUGGAGGGACCCAGAGACAUGGUCCUCUCUAGCGCCUCCAAGAGCAACGAUCAACCCAUGAUCAAUGCUAUCCCUGAGCUCAUGGACUGCCCUCAGCACCACGUCAAAAUAGAGUCGGGCCAGUGUGUGCCCAUCUGCGAUACGGACUACCUCUUCGAUGCCGCCGAAAAGAAGUUCGCCGAGGUGUGGGUGACAGUUUGGGCUCUGAUCUGUCUGGUGUCCAGCGUGACAGCAGCUUUGACGUUGUGCAUCGGGGGCGGAAGAGCGCGUGCUCGCCCCCUCGUCUUCCUCGCCCUUUGCUACUGCUUCGUGAGCGGCGGAUGGACGGUGAGGACGAUAGCUGGACGGUCGAACGUAUCCUGCCAGUCCUCGGAGGGUGACGUCUCCCAGGACGGCCUCGCCAACGCCAACUGCGCCUUCGUCUUCCUGCUUAUCUACUACUUUGGAAUGGCCGCCAACGCCUGGUGGGUCUCGAUUUGCAUCUGGUGGUUGGCCAAGGCUGGUCUCGGAUGGUCCCCGGAGAAGCUAGGCAGCCUUUCUUCGUUCCUGCACGUCGCCUCUUGGGGUCUUCCGGCCGCCCAGACAGUCGGAGCACUGGUCAGGAGGGACGUCGACACCGACGAACUCACAGGUACUUGUUACGUUGGAAACAAGAACGAUAGCACUCUGCUCUUCCUCGUCCUGAUUCCGCAGGCCGUGUAUUUGAGCUUAGGCGUCGGUGUCCUGAUCGUAGGUUGUCUGAAGCUGCUGAAGAAGCCGAGGACAUUGGCCGUGGCAGCACCGUUGACAGGUACAGCUCCACGCAAAGACAGCGACAUUCUAGGUGCCCUCGCUACCCUCUACGUUAUCCCAACGGCGUGCGUCUUGGCUAGCAUCUGCUACGAGUAUAACAACCGGAGUCUCUGGUACGCGACCGAAGAGAAACCAGUGGUCUGGGCCUUCCUGCUGCGUCACCUCAUGUCACUCUUCAUCGGCGUCAGCACCUUCUUCUGGUUGUGGUCCAAGAAGACGCUGACCGCGUGGAAAGCCGUCGCCCGACGGAUGGGACCUCGCAAACCGUUGGCGGUGAAGACGCUUCCGGUCAGGUACAACCCGCCGCCUCCGCCACCUGCAGCCGCCCACUCUCAUAUACCAUCAAAUUUGAGCACAACCAUGAGUACAGCCAGUCGCCACUCUCGACACUCCCAUCGGAAACCCAGAGUCCAUCAUCACAGAUCGGGUUCCGAGAACAUUCUGUAAAUACUACAAGCUACACUACACUUUGUACUUAAUUUAUGUAUACAUAUUAUUCCAUAAGACCCCUUUUAGCAUUUCUUUUUAAACAUAGGAGAGGGUUCUCAUAGACUUCUUUCUCACCAGUAAACGUUAAUGAUACUAGCUAGCAUAAACAAACAUCAAUGUACAAACUUUCAUCUUGGAAGACUCGAUUUCCUUGUACAGUGCCAUGUAUUUAGUAGUUCUAGGAUUAGGCCGCAUUUUUUGCCGCGAUCGCUAAACUCCCUGAUUCGAUUAAAACCAAUUUAAUCAUUCCGAAGAGUUUAAUUUUUUUUAAUAUACUA
Molecule: messenger RNA, 2183 nt
Organism: Nicrophorus vespilloides
Lineage: Eukaryota; Metazoa; Arthropoda; Insecta; Coleoptera; Silphidae
Product: frizzled-4-like
Exons: 4
Coding region: 178-1863 (561 amino acids)
Biological process (GO): canonical Wnt signaling pathway; non-canonical Wnt signaling pathway
Cellular component (GO): plasma membrane
Molecular function (GO): Wnt-protein binding; Wnt receptor activity
Source: RefSeq, a predicted model, not a curated record